Molecule: messenger RNA, 25283 nt
Organism: Pocillopora meandrina
Lineage: Eukaryota; Metazoa; Cnidaria; Anthozoa; Scleractinia; Pocilloporidae
Source: the annotation of a GenBank genome assembly
AUUGUAAAGUGAAAGGCGUGCCAUCAAGAAGGAGUCUAUGUCUAAACACAAAUUUCUUGAUGCUAUAUCAGCCUUGCGAAUGCCAUGUGAUGCCAACGUCUCUUGAUACAACUGCAAUCCAAUGAAUACAAUGCUCGGCCGUUUAAUGUUUGUCGUAGUAUUGCCGCUGUUUGUCCUUAUUGCUGGCGAUUUGUUUCAAGAAUCUCAAGCAGGAUCUUUUAAGUCAUCAUGUCUUCGACGAUGCCAUCGCUUAUUUAAAAAUACCGCCGCUUCAAAGGUUUGUACUCCAUUUGUUUGUAUUCCGAUUGAGUUUUGAUACUGACUGCACUACGGCUUACGCUCAAGUCUGCAAACAUUUCCCUAAGGAAUGUAAAAGGUUUCGUAUAGCGGAAACCACGGAUAAUGCAUAAUGCAUUUCCUCCACGUUGAAGUGGUGUCGUUCUUAUUUCUUUUCUUCGAUACUUGUUUACGAGGGCGUGCAAAAAAUAUUUUAUAGCAAGUAAACGUGAUCUGAUUUCCAGGAAUUUAUGACAUUAGGUUAAGCAUAGUGAUAGGCAAAGUUAAUCUAAUUCGCAAUUUUUGUUUAUAUUCGAUCGUCACCGUGAGUGAUCUUUGGCAUUUAGAUUUCUGCCCGGUAAGAACUGUCUAUUGAUAUUAUUUUUCCUUUGAACUACGAAUUAGUAACGCAAGCUAGAGUAAAUCGCGAAAUAACACGCACAAUUAAUAGAAGUCUUGCAAUACUAAGCUGGUCUGAAAUUUAAGCUCGUUCAAAAUAUUAAAAAGUAGAUGUAUAAACAGAGUGAUAAAGAGAAGCUCAAAAAUAUUUUUGGGUUGGAAGUUUGUCGCUAUAUGUAUUUUCCUUCGGUGUGUCCACAGAAGUUAAGACGUGAGCACCUCACAAACAGUGAUUAUAUUUAUGCGAAAUAAAACGUGCAUUUUGAUCACGUCACGUCGGAAAUAAAAAAACAUUUUGGAGCUGUACUUUUACUGAGGAAUAUUUUUGUCAAUGCUGAAAGUAUUUUUCUCUACAAAGUUAUUAAGUCAUCCAGCUACUAUAGUGUCUUGAUCAUCACAGAUACAAAAUUAGUGCAGUAAAGAAAUGACGAUUUCAAGUUUAAAUUGAACAUCUUUAUCGAUGGAAAUGUUAGUUACUAUUCAAUACUGGUCAAAGUGGACUGAAACAUAAUUAUCCUUGUUAUGUUUUAUUGAAACGGAACCAAGAAUCUUCAUCGACUUUGAUAUCCAAAAAGAUUGUCUUAUGGUUUCAAAUGAGAUCCUCUUGAUAUCGAGACAAAAAUACGACUCCUUCCGGGCACAUUUUACCACUCUGAAUAUUCAAGGAUGGACAAAUCCAUUUUGACACAGCCCGAGACAUUACUUAACAAACAAUAUUCGAAUGAGUGAUACUGGCAGAAACUUGUGGAUAAAAAUACGUUUCAGACGAGUGAGAGCGUUCACAGUUCAUUCUAGAACUAAUUAGAUGGGACCUUUCAAAUUAACCUGAUGAGAUUCUGUCAUAGUAUGAAUGAUUAGUAGCACUGGAUCAAACUUUCUGGGAAAAAGGAAUUCAUUAAGAUUUUCAGUACGCAGAUUUUGCAGAAAUUCUACGUCAAUAACUCCUUGUUCUUGGUAUUUUAAACGAAAGAGAAAAUAAUAAUAAUCGAUAAGGCUUUCCAAACAUGGCUUUUUAAGUCUUAACGCCGUUUAGUAUUUGAAAUUCCCUGCUGGUGAUCGUAUUUUAGAUAUGCAAAUAACAUUACUGUCUGUCGGAGGAAGGAAGCUGUUAAAAGUUUACAUUUUAAAUUUUGCUUCUUUUGAUAUCUCUGAUAUUCUUUGAAAUUUUCAGAUUUAAUGUAGCAGAAUCAUGCAUAAAACGUGUUUCCCGUAGGUCAAUGAAUCGGCGAAUCUAAAACACUGAAAAAUUGAGCCAGGCGAUGAUAUAAUCUGAACCCUUUGUGACAUGAUGACAACCAAUGUUCCUCGUAUUAAUUAUUUAAUCGGAGCAAACGAGGGAGCUUUAUUAGUCUAUUAAAUCCUAAAUUUGCUCGCAAUUAAUCUCACGUACUUAAACGAGUCAUUAAUUAUAGAAAAUAAGUCUUAAUGUGCACGUUAUAUUAAACUUUGAGUUUGAAGACAAUCAUGCAAACCUCAGCACACUUCGCGGACCUAUGGCUUUGUUCCCUCUCUUAUUAAUUUUUGCUCGUGGCACAAUGUAGAAAAUGGCGCAUAUUCCAUACCAAAUUCUUUUCUAAGCAUAACACAAAUCUGAAACCUUAUGAAAAAACUACACCUCUUGAACGUAAAACGAAUUCAAUUUCUGUCUUUGUCUUAUUAACUGGAAAUCUACCAAUCGAUUUGACCACUUGACCAUCUGUCUCUUUACCAUUCUGACCUGCAGGUAUCCUUCUCAUGUCAUGAACUUUGCAAGGAAACGCAAGGUAAAACUUAGAGUGAUUCAUCUGUUUUAAAGUGGUAUUUGAUAGCCCUCUCAAAAGCGCCAAAGCGAAUGGGCUUUCUCUUUCUGACAAUGUUAUCCCUGUUAUUGUUAUGUAUUAUUGCAAGUGAGGAUGACGUUGGAACAGCUGUCAGGAGAAAAAGCGAAAUAACCAUGUGAUUUCACACUAAUCCUCCAAGCAGUGACCAAUAGAUGAAAUUUUAAAGUUCCUUAUCUGAUAAUUUUUUCUCUGUUUAUAUUACCAGAACAAAAUAGUCUAAUAUAUGAAUAUCAUGUCUAUGUAACAAAGCAGCAUAUCCUUAUAUCCUUGCCUUUAAAGAAAAGCAAUUUCAACAGAAGUUAUCUAAAAACUUUUUCUUUGGUAGGCAGCGGUCUCUUUCAUGACAUUCCGUCUCCGUGCCAUCCAGGUGUUUUUCACCACCAUAAAAUUAAUUCUAUAACAUCGUUAUAGGUAAUCUUACAUGGUUUAAAUGACAGUACAUCUGAUUUAGUUGUAAUUUGUUGUUCAUUUUAACUAUUAUUAUUAUCAUUUAAUUAUUAUUGUUAUUAUUGAUGCAAAAAGCCAUCUCCAUUUUCCAAAUAUUUUGUGCUCUUCUUUCAUCAAACCUCACUCUUGGCUCUCUACAAGAAUCUUUAUUCUAAAGUUAUAUCUUUGUCAGAAGGUUCAGUUUUGUGCCAACAGUUUUUUCUUGGUGCUCUCUGAAUGAUUUCUAGUCAAUCAACUCAAGCAUCAAUUUGUAAUCCUAAUAGAUCUUGGAUUUCAAAAGUUUUGCGAGUGAAUGUGCUCAAAAACUCCUUCCGUUCUCAAUCAAGAGAUUUGAUAGGAAAACCAUUCGGGGCUUGAUUAUUCGAAUUUUCUCGCCUCUCUGGCAGUCAUCGUCAGUAAAUCAGAUUGGUUCGUGUGACAUUUACCUUUGUCUGAUUGGUCGAUGUGAUUGGUUUGUUUUUAGUUUUUGGACGCUAUAUCGGAAAUCGCGCAAACCGAUUUCUGUUAAAUCUUGGGAUCACGUGGUAAACUUGUCCCCUUUAAAUAUUUUAAUGGUUAGGAGUUUUGAGUGCUUUAGACUGAUUAAUGCCCGUUUGCUAACAACAAUUUUUGUCUCCUGUCUUGUGACACUGAGUAAACUUUAUAACGUGAAUCUUAGUUUCGAAAGUGUCCACUGCAUAAGUUUAUACAUGUACCUCCUAGUGAUUUCAGUGGCAGAGCAACGAGGCCUCGCUGCACAUAGCUCCAUGAAACAGCGCAUUCGAAAGGCUUUGAAAGCUAUUCCUGGUAAGUUGAAAAUAAUGAAAGGAGUGUAAAGAAAGAGCUCAGGAUCUUCCAUUUCAGUUGAGAUGUAUCAUGAAAUGAAGACUGAUCUUGUAAAUACAAAUAACAAAUAGGUUACAGAUCCUUACAGUAUGCAGAAGCGCAUAUAAAUCGUUUGCGAACUUUGCAAAGACCAUGUUAAGCAUCGGAAUAGACGCCUUUUGUAAAAGGUGGUUGAAAAUCUAAAAGGAUGAUUUGCCUGGGAGACAGUUAACCAGAAUAAUCAUGCAGUUUUGUGUAGAUUCACAAAGUUUCGUUCAAACAGUUCUUACAUCCCUAGAGUAAUAGUGAGUCAAACAAUAAAAAAAUAACUUUAUAUCACCAAUGCUCGGGGUGUUAUGUUAUACCCUCCGUCAUGCAAAUGUCUGUGAGUAUGACAAAUUCUGUGGUGAGUGACCUUGUCCCCAUUUAAAAAAUUUUAAUUGUUUCUACUCGUGCCAUGCUCUCUCUUGAUGUAGUAGUUAUUCAGAAGUUGUGGUUUUCCCCGAUGUUAAAUUUUUGAGCAUCGGAGAAGGGAUGGCCUAUAGUUUGGAAGUUCCACUUACUGUUGUUUUUUGGGGGUAGUUCUUUUGCUCUUGAUUAUAUUGCUAACUUCACACCAUGUUUUUUAGAGUGCUCAAUGUCUUCAUUAAAUCAAAAAGUGGACUGGACCCCAAGCGAGGUGAACGUGACCUUUGGACAGUAUAAAAAAACCAGUCAUUGGUACGCGAACAUAUCUUGGACGCCUUUAAAUGGUGAGUAAUAAAAGCUUCGAGAAAGUUGAACCCAUUUUAUCGAGUGUCAGUGAUAACUUCGGCAUCAUAAUGGCUUUGCUUUCUUUCGCGAUAUAGCUGGAGUGAAAAACUUUCUCUACUCUAAACUAAUCAGAUCCAGAAUUUAAAAUUAAAUAAAAUUCCAGAUUUACCGCGCUUGUAGGGAGCUUCGUUUGCGUUGCGUUGCGUAGAAAAUUAUCUAACUGCAAAUGCAGAAUUUUAUACUUAAUAUGAAUAUAUCUAUGUUAUGUUCCCUAAAAGCAAUGAAAUGUAAUGAUGUUUUAAUUUUGGUGAAAAAAAACUUUCUUUAAGCCUAGUUUUUUAUCAUGAAGGUUUAAUCAAUGUGCAAGUUCCCUUGCUUACAAAGUAGUUUUAUCCUUGUAAGAUUCAAAAUACAUACUUAAAUUUUUCCUUAAUCACAUUACAUUGGGGAUAUUUUGACUGAAAGGUAUAAAGUAGAUGAAAAUAUUUUUUUGUGUACAGCAUUUUCUCUAUGACCUUGUAUUGGCUUCAGUUUUGUAAUUCCCUAACGAAAGAGUAUGAUGACUCUUUGAUGCAACAAUUUUUCAUUCUGCGAUUUGUUUGUGUAGAAACUUACGGAAACUGGUCCGGUAUUGUGGUUAAACUUACGGUAAAAAAUGCCCACCCUAUAUUGAAAGGCGUAUAUCCAUCAAGUUGUUCUCAACAUCCGAAGGUAAGAGGCAAAGUUACGCAAAAAUUGUAGUUCCAAUCUUUCUUAAAGAUUGACCUGAAUUUCGUUUACUUAUCGGGUGAAAAAAAAUUGCUUUAUAUUGACUUUAAGUUAGUCUUUUUUCUAUCGGUAGCGUUCUUUAACGAUUCAAAUAAGAUUUCUAGCCCUCAAGUCAAGUGUUUGUGACUCAUUCGUGUUGUUUUUUCUUUUUAUAACUAUUGUCUUGCAAGUUAAAGCUUGUUUUGCACAUUAGAAAGAAGAUUAACUGAACACUAAAAUUGUCACAGCCUCUUUGAAUGAUAUACAGCUAGGAAGUCGCCUAAUUAAAGAAACAAACUCAGCCAAAGUCUUCAGAACACUGAGGCUUUAACUAUUGAUUUUAAGCCAUACCCAGAGGUGAUAGUGUUUUGGGCAACACUCCUUAAAUAAUCUAGCACUGAUAUAGAUUUAAAUCUGCAUGGAUAUCGUUUUGGCUGGUUACAUAUUUCUCAAGAUACUUGUGCAACACGUCAAUGUGACGUGUGAUUAGACUAAGGAUCAGAAUGUUAGGAUCGCAUGAGGACGCUCUUCAGCCGUACAAAAUAAGAGGACAAAGAAAACCUCUCUUAGAGGUAUUGAAAGCCGUUUUUGGAAAAUCCACUGACCAUCAUAAACUUCUUUUCAGUUGGUCUACAACCUGGUGGUCAGUAGCUAAUCAGUUGCAUUGAUUUUGUUUUUUCACCAUUGUUUCUCCUCUUUUUCUUUCUAAACUUCAGAAUCAAACAUUUCUUCAAGUUAAUCUCUCUUCCUACGGAUAUCUUUUUCCAGAUGUUAUUUAUCUGAGGGUAAGUAAGAUCUUACUCGAUUUACAGUGUACUUGCUGCCAAUCAGUUUAGUUUAAUUAUCUUUGAACCAAAGAAGGUUAGUGAGACGCUUAUCAUCACAUGGUUUCCUAUUUUAUUUAAAGAUUCUUGCCCUUCCUUACUCUCCAAAAGAGGACAUCUCAGAUGUACUGUCAUUUAAACCACGUAAGUUGUACCGAUAACAAUACUGUAGAAUUAAUUUUAUGAUGGUGAAAAACAUCUGGAUAGUAUGGAGACGGAAUGUCAUGAAAGAGAUCGCUACCGACCAAACAAAAAGUUUUUAGAUAACUUCUGUUGAAAAUGCUUUUCUUUAAAGGCGAGGAUAUAAGAAAAUGCUGCUUCGUUACAUAGACAUAAUAUUCAUAUAUUGAACUAUUUUGUUCUGGUAAUAUAAACAGAGAAAAGUUUAUCAGAUAAGAAACUUUAAAAUUUCAUCUGUUGGUCACUGCUUCGACGAUUAGUGUGAAAUCACAUGGUUAUUUCACUUUUUCUCCUGACAGCUGUUCCAACGUCAUCCUCACUUGUAAAUCAAAGGACAGCGGGUAAGAUGAAAAUAAAAACUUUCAUUCGAGGAUUGUUUAAAACCCAAAUGAUUUAGCGAGAUUGUUAUUAAGAUGUAUAAUGUUGCGCCUUUUAAAAGUGUUAAAAAGAAGUAAAUGCAAUGUCAGAAGUCGUACAAUAAUGCAAUUAUUAAUGAUUGUCCAAGCAACUGCAGUUAGUAACUGCCGAGGACUAAACGAGAAUUUCAAAUGAAGAAAUCUGUGGUCAUCGGAAAGCCAUCACAGUGAUGUUACUUCUAAUAGUACUUGAGCGCUUAGACAUCCAAGUUUGUCUCAUAUUAUUUGCAUAAACGCCUGUUUAUUGUCCUUGUCUUCUGAUCUGGUGAGUUAUGAUUCAAAUUUUGCACAGGAACUUUGACAAACUGUAUUUCUAUUGGUGUGAGAAGAAAAUACUGAAUUUUUAUGUUUAUGGGGUCUCAGACAAACUUCUCAGGAGCACUUUGAAACAGGCCUCAUUGCUUUAAAAUUAUUAUUCUUUUCAUGAACUGCUGUUUCAAAAAACGAAUUAUUAUCUUUUCAUGAGAAAUCGGGGAAGAAAUGCUUCAUAAAACACCACACCUGGUAUAGUUACAUCGUUGUUGCCGUUGCUCAGCGUAAGCGUCAAAGCCUCACACUUUAAAAAAACUUUGUUAGAAUGAAGCUUGUUGCUGGUGUCAAUCGAUCUCUUUAUUUCUUAGUACUGGUUUCUUGAGCUGCCUGGGUCUACAAACAGCCGGAUUGUGUCUGUCUUUUAAUGGGCAUGGUGACCUGGCUUUAAUCACAGAUUUUUUUUUACCUCAGCAAUUUUUCAACUAUUCCCCUUUCUGUAGAAUGUGCAUGGAGAGAUUCCUAGAGCCGAUUGUUAGACAGAAUCUUAGAAACGACCUUUCACUUUAAAAGUGUGUUCGUUGAAAGUUUUUCAUACCGGUACUUGAUAACAGCAAAUCACAAGUUUUUAUCUAAGAGUCACAAAGGGAAGGCAGGUAAAAGGCUUUUCUUGAUUUGGUACUAGAAGUUAUUCAUUUUCACCUAGGUUCUAACAAAGGCAUGAAAUAUGUGUCCAGUUCCGUUGGUAUCGUUGCUGGUGUCUUGGCAGUAGUAUUGGCCGGUGUUUGCCAUAAAAGAUUUACCAGAAUCUGUUUACAAUACGGAUACAUCCGUCCAUCUGGUGGUUUGUAUUUGUCUUUCAAUAAAGAAAUACCAAUAAUAUCUCUUGGAGGGGCGAGCGACUCGACUGAUCCUCAUUGCUUACGUACCUAACUUUGAAAUCACGUGUGGAUAACAUCUUUCCAUAUCCAUUUAUUUCACCACUUCAGUCGAAGUUGUCCUUCUUAAUAGAAUUUAACUUUUAGAUUUUCUUGGACUUUGAGAUAAUAUAUUUUUUAACAAAACAGCACGCAUAGUAAAACUAUCUUAUAAAUUUGCUCAGAGCCUAUUCAAGCUAUAACAUGAUCACAUCUACUGCAACAGCUAAGAACUGAACAUCCAUGCACUAUCGACACCGAAAAAAUCCUGACUCCUCUUUUGGGACAAAUUAAAGGUCCGUUCUUUGAUAGUGAGCGACAUUUUUUUGCACGACUUCCCGUCUCGGGAAGAUGUGGGCCAAAACAGUAUUCUACCCUCGCUUUCGAAAUAUAAAAAAUGUUUAGCCUUUAUAUUAAGUGUUUGGUAAAUCUUUCCCCUUUUUUGUCAACCUUGAAAACGCCCCUAAUUAAUAUGAGUAUGAAGCCUGCCCAAGUUUUUUAUAGUUUUUAUUUUUCACAAUUUUAGUGGUAAAUUGUGAAAAAUCAAAACCAUAAAAAAUUUGGGCAGCAACACUUACAAGUCUGAGAAUUUACAAUUCUUUUGCAUAAAUACUCCUUCUAACAAUUUUGUGUUUAUCAUUUUCAGAUCUUGGGCCUGAAAAUUAUGAUUGUGACGCAUUCAUAAUUUUUAGAAGUGAUGACCUUGAAUGGGUGGAAGAAAGGCUUCUCCCUCUCCUUGAAGGAAAGCAUAAGCUAAGAUGCCGAAUCCACCACAGAGACUUCAGAGCUGGCGGUAUUAUUUAUGAUCUGAUUUCGGAUAGCGUUUACAAAAGUUACAAAAAUGUAGUAGUUUUCUCAAGUAAGUUUUUGAACGGCCGUUAUUGCAGGUAUGAGCUAGAUCAAGCGAAGCAGAGACUUCUCGAAAGAAAUGACGACAGUUUGGUUAUCAUAAGAAUUGAUGACGUUGAUUUAGGGUCGCUACCCGAAGAUUUGCGAGAAAGAAGCGUGAUCGACUAUGGAAGUAAUCAUGAAAAACCUCAUUGGAAAAAAAAGCUCCUUGAAUUUCUCGGGGUUCCUCACAAAUACAAACGUGAAAGCACAAAAAGCAAUGAUACCGAAGUAUCCGUGCUUGAACCAGUCAACGGAGAUGUUUUCGAAAAUGGACACGAAAUUGCCAAAAUGACCACUGAGGCAACUUGUAUUACUAAUGCGUGAUAAAGCACCAACUACCAUCACGAAUAAUAGUAACAUUUAUUUCCUUUUGGAAGCUUUGUGAAUUUUUGCAGGUUAUCGACGCUGCAGCUUUUAUUAGCAGAGUUCAAACCAUAAAACUUGACAAUCGCUUCUCUUUGGCCAGCUGUUUCUUAUCGCAGGAAUUUGCGAAAUUGUAAUUAACUGAUUUAUGUUCAGAAAAAAGACUCAUGAAGUCAAAACGAGUUGGUUAUCAUUCUAAUUGACUCAACAUUACUCAACUCUGCCACUCAUCUGAGAGACUAGCUGAGAGAACUUGUGCUAUCAGUACUCAGUACGACUUUAUAUUUUCAACACCAGAAUUCAACAUCAGAUUUUAUAUUCUUAUGGUGACGAAGUUCUUCUGCAAAUCAAAUCAAUUUAAUUAAGUCAAUGGAUAUAACACUCUAAGCGAAGGUAAAAAGUGAAUAUGAUCUCGAUACGGUUCUUUCAUGUUUCACAACUGGAACAUAAUCAUAGCUAAAAUAGUCUCAAUACCAAUAAUCAAUGACUGUUUCAGUAUCAUGAGUCAAAAGUUUAUUGGAUAUUCGCCGAGGGUCAAAUUUGUAGAGGAUUCCUCAUCACUAUUCACUGUUGGUGCUCAUUUAUAACCUAAUUUUAUUUUUCGUUGUAAGGUUGAGAGAAAAGAGAGCAAUUUUUUGUAGGUUAGUGCCUAAGUGGUAUAGUAACAGUAUGACCUUUAAAUCAGAUCCAAAAAAAACAUUUUUCUGCAUUUUAAUCAGUUUUCUCCUUUCUAAACCUCAAAUUCCUAAUUGAUACGAUACGUAAGUAAUUUGUUAUCUUUUUUAACAAUUUUCGAUAAUCUUAUUGAUCUAGGCCUCUCUUUCAUGAAUCUCUUACUCUUCCAGGCAUCAAGACAAUUUUAUUUCAUUAUAGACUAUUACUUUAUAAUUUCUCUUGCUAGAAACCUAUCGAAAAGACAGUAAAACCAUAGAUUUCUCUGUAAUUCUCCUUACUGUCAACCAUACAAUUCUGAUAAUGUUAGUUUCGAGGAUUUAGUAUUGGAUCAACUUAUUAUCCCCAGAUUAUUAGUGAGGAGAAAUUCUGUCUUGGUCACCCAUGGUAGUUUUUUGAAGGGUUAAAAAGAUCGCCAGCACGAAGCAACAAGUUGGAAAGACAAAGAUUGGAAAAAAAAUUUGGAACAUUACAGACCAUUUUUGCGUGGCUUAAGGAUCACUUAGCUAUUUAUUGUAAAUAGUACAGAGUGUUUUGUCUUAAAAUAAAAUCAUCAACCCCGCAAGAAUCGUUCUGUAUCGUAACUGUUGGUAAGUAUUUUUCCUAUUUUGCAAUAACGAUCGUAAAAAAAAGAGCUUUGCAUAGCUCGAUGCUCUGCCCUCUUCGUUUUUCGUCACAUACUGAGUUAGAAAGAACUGCUCAUAUUUCUGCGAAAACUUACUUGCGUUCGCUUCAAAGUUCUCAAAGUAAUGUUGUAGAUUGUUAAUGUACCUGGAAGAAACGCACCCACCUGAAAACAUAGCCCAUUCAGAAGCAUCGAGCACUAUCUUUAUGAACGGAAGAAAAACUGAGUUUCUUCCGUUACGUCACAUUCUUUAUCGUAUGUUACAUCAUAAUGAGGCCUGUGCACGCGCAGGCUUCUAAUGGGCUGCAAGCGAAAACACCAACAAAAACGCAGAUAAAACGAAAACAAAACAGAAAUUCAGGGAUAAGAGAGAAAAUAUUUAAACCUCAUCAUUUAUCUCCCUCUCCAAUUCUCCUUCCCCUUAAAGACCAGUGUUAACCUCGCUUUAUCCUUCAUAUUCAGCUUUAGCGUGAUACUUAUACACCUGUUAGAAAGGAGCUUCUAUCUACCAAAACUGUAAACGCAACAUUAGAGGUGAAUAAUUAUUUUAGUACUUACCACACGGAAACCAACAAGCCUGUUUAUUUCUUCUAUCAUACCGAAAAAUGGUCGAAAAUUUAACUCUUUACGCGCGAUUUUGUCUCAUCGGCUGCUCAGAGGUUAAUAGUAUUUGCUAAUUCAUUUCCGAACUAGCCAAUCAGCGAGCGCAAAAAGCUCUAUUUAAUUGUUUGGCGUAUACUAAUUCUCUUUAUAGCUGUGAGUCAUGAUCUAACUUUAUAAAUUUGAAAAAUGAUAUUGUUGAAAAUUGCGAUAAUCAUGAUUAAAACCAAUUGACAAUACUUCACAGCACUGCAAUUUCUAACUGUUAUCAUUUGAUUUAGAUUGAUAACGUUAUUUUCGCGUAACGUGUAAAAACAAAAUGAAUGUAUACAGCACAAAAAAUGGAUGAUGGUAUGAGUCAUGCCGACACAUGUUCUUAAAAAAUAAUUCGUGAGUAUUAUCGUGAGUUUGUAAUUUAUCUCGAUUCUACUAUUUUCACGAAGUUACGGCAGUAUCAUAAAAACAAAUAUAAUCAUUGUAAGUAGUUACUUAAGUCUCGUUAUCAUUACCGUCAUCAUUAAUAUUAUCAUAAUAGUUAAUAUCUUUAGGUGCCAAACGCUUAGCUAGGUCAGGCUUCAGUCACCAUAGCUGGUCCAUCGGUAUUUUUGUUUAGAUUUGUCACGCCAUGCUCACUCAUGCUUGUAUUUCGUACAUGACGUCCGCUUUUACUGUGUUCUUGCAUUUUGGAAAAACAACAAGACGAAUAAAAUUGUCCCAUGCAAAUAAAUAUCCACGAAGAUAAAAGUAGAAGACUGGAAGAGACAAUGCAAACUUCGAUCGCACGUGAUAAAGGCAUAAUGAAGACUGAGCGCAUCAAUUAUGAUCUGUUGUUUAUGUCUGCAGCAUACAUAAAUCACAAAUUUGUUGCGAGUGAGUGAACAACCGAGGUUGUAAAGAGAGGUCCGUGCUCUCGAAAAGGAGUCCGUGUCUGAAGACAAAAUGCUAUGUGCUAUAUCCAGCCCUGAAAUUGCAAUGCCAUGUGAUGCCGACGUCUCUUGACGCAACUGCAAUCCAAUGAAUACAAGACUCGGCCGUUUAAUGUUUGUCGUGGUAUUGCCCUUGUUUGUACUUAUUGCUGGUGUUUUGCUUCAAGAAUCUCAAGCAAGAUCUGUAAUGUCAUCAUGUCUUCGACGAUGCCAUCGCUUAGCUGAAAAAACCGCCAGUUCAAAGGUUUGUGCCCCAUUUGUUUGUAUUCCGAUUGGGUUUCGAUACUGACUGCACUGCAACUUACGCUCAAGUCUGCGAAUAUUCCUAUUAGGAUCGUAAAAGUUGUCGUAGAACGGAAACCUCGGAAUUCUAAUGCAUUUCUUCGACGCUGAAGCGGUUUCGUUCUAAUUUCUACUCUUUGAAACCUGUUUGCCAGGGCGUACAAAAAUAUACUUUAUAACAGGUGAGCGUGAUUUGAUUUCCAAGAAUUUAGAACAUUGGGCUAAGGAUAAUGAUGGUGCAAAGUGAAUCUUAUUGGCAAUUUUCAUUAACAUUCGAUCGUCAAUGUGAGUGAUCCUUGGCAUUUAGAUUUCUGCCCGGCAAGAACUGUUUAUUGAUAUUAUUUUUCCUUUGAACUACGAAUUAGUAACGCAAGCUAGGGUAAAUCGCGAAAUAACAAGUACAAUUAAUAAAGGUCUUGCGAUGCUAAGCUGGUCUGAAAUUUAAGCUCGUUCAAAAUACUCUUAGGUAGAUGUAUAGACAGCGAUAAAGACAAGCUGAAAACACUUUUGGGUUGGAACUUUGUCGCUAUAUGUAUUUUCCUUCGGUGUGCUCACAGAAGUUAAAACGUGAUCACUUCACAAUCAGUGUUUAUAUAUGUGCGGAGCAAAACGUGCAUUUUGAUGACGUCACGUUGGAAUUAAAAAAGAAUUCGUUUAGGUGUACGUGUACUGAGGAAUAUUUCUGUCAAUGCUGAAAGUAUUUUUCUCUACGAAAUUAUUGAGUUAUCCUGCCUCUACAGUGUCUUAACUAUCACAGACACAAAAUCAGUCCGGUAAAGACAGUAAUUUCGUGUUUAUUCAAGUUUGAAAUGGGAAAUCUUUAUUUGCGCAAAUGCGUAGUUUUGACCGACUGUAUUGAAUUAUCUUUUGUUCCUCUCCUUCGUCAGGAUAACUAACCUUGCUAUUUAAAAAUCAAUUUGUGUUUGAUUUGUUUGAAUACCAAACACAGCUCCUUGGUAGAAGUUUGCAUAGGGAGCUGAAUUAGAAAUGCUUUUCGUUCAAGAGGUCAUUUUGCUUUUGUUGACUAAAAAUACACUUUGCAAAGCCGACAAACCAAAUCAUUUCCUAACACGUAAUUAAUGACAAAGCAUAUCAGUUAUAAUCAGCAUAACGUUUCAUAAUGAUUUUUUCUUCUCGACGCUUUUAGUAUUCUUAACAAGAUGUAUGUGGAUACGUCAUGUAGAUCAAAAUACUGCAUUUAGUACCGUUGAUAUUUGAGGAGAGAAGCACGAGUUUACUCUCACCAAAAAGUUGGAGAGAAAGAGUUUAACUUCCCGAGAUUUUUAUCGAUGGAAAUGUUACCGGUAAAAUUGGACGGAGACAUGAUAGGUGAUGAUAGUACUAGUUAUGUUUCAUUGAAACGGAAACAAGAAUCUUCAUUGACUUUGAUAUCCAAGAAAAUUGUCUUAUGUUUCCAAAACGAGAUCCUCUUGAUAUCGUGACAAAAAUACGACUCCUUAGGGGCAUAUUUUACCACUCUGAAUAUUUAAGGAUGGACAAAUCCACUUCGACACAGCCCGAGACAUUACUUAGCAAACAGCAUUUGAAUAAGUGAUACUGGCAGAAACUUGUGAAUGAAACUACGUUUCAGAUGGGUGAGAGCAUUCACAGUUCAUUCUAGAACUAAGUAGAUGAGACCUUUCAAAUGUAAGAUUCUGUCAUAGUUUGAAUGAUCGGUAAUAUUGGAUUCAGUUUUCCGGGAAAAGUUGGUUCAUUGAGGUUUUCAGUAAGCAGAUUUCGCGGAAAUUUUGACAAUAACUUCUUGUGCCUGGCAUCUCAAACCAAUGAGAAUAUAAAAAUAAUCGAUGAGGCUUUCUAAACAUGGCUUUUUAGGUCUUAACGCCGUUUAGUAUUUGAAAUUUCCUGGUGAUCAUACUUUAAAUAUGCAAAUAACAUUACUGUUUGUCGGAGGAAGGAAGCGUUUAAGAGUUUAUAGUUUGCCCCUUGUCGAGCUUUUCCAUUAUUCAAAUUUUGCUUCUUUUGAUAUCUCUGAUAUUCUUGGAAGCCUUCCGAUUUCAUGCAACAGAAUCAUGCAUCAAGACGUGUUUUCCGUAGGUUAAUGAUAGGCGGAUCUAAAAUACUGAAAAAAUUCAGCCGUGCGAUGAUAUGAUCUUAACCCUUUGUGACAUGAUGGCAGCCAAUGUUCCUCACAUUAAUUGUUUAACCAGAGCAAACGAGGAAGCUUUAACCGUCUAUUUUUAAAAAUCCUAAAUUUGCUCACAAUUCAUCUCACGUACUACACGAUUCGUUAAUCGUAAAAAAGAACUACACCUUUGGAGCCUAGCCUCGUUUAUCAUAAACGAAUUCGAUAUCAGUCUCUGUUCAGUCAACCGCAAAUUUAGCGAUCAAUUUUAGCACCUGACCAACUGUCCCUAUGCCUUUCUGACCUGCAGGUAUUCCUCUCAUGUUAUGAACUUUGCAAGGCAAGGAAAGGUAAGCUGGUUUAGAAUUAUAUUGAUAAAGCGAUAUUCAUAUUUAUUUGAUUGGUCGACGUGAUUAGUUUGUUUCUCCUUUUAGGACGCUAAAUUAAAAAUCGCGUGAACCCAAGUGCGGUAAAUCUUGGGAUCACUUAGUAAAAUUUUUUCACCGGUCCCUGUAGAUGUUUUAAAAUUGGUCCGUUCAGGGUCUUUGAGUACUUUAGGCUGAUUGAUUCUCAUUUGCCCAUAGUUUAUUGGUCUCCUGUCUGAAUAAACUUUAUAACGUGAAUGCUAAUUUUGAAAUUGUUUACUGAUUAAUUUACACCCCCUAAUAAUUGCAGUGGCAGACCAACGAGGCCUAACUGCACCUUUCUCUACCAAAAAGCGCAUUCGAAAGGCAUUGAAAGCCAUUCCUGGUAAGCUGAAAAUAAUUACAGGAGUGUUAGGAAAUAGCUCAGGAUCUUACGUCUUAGUUUAAAUGCAUCAUGAAAUGAAGGCUGAAAUUGUAAAUACAAUAAACACAUGGGUUACAAAUCCUAACAAUUUGAAUCAGUUCAGAUAAAUUGUUUGCCAACUUCGCAAAGACCAUUUUAAGUAUCUGAAUAGACGCCUUUUGUAAGAGGUGAUUUAAAAUCGAAAAGGAAGAUUUGUUGGGGAUACACAAUUACCAAAAUAAUUACCCAGUUUUGAAAAGGUUUGCAAAGUUUCAUUCAAACAGGUCUUGCAUCUCUGGAGUGAAUGUAAUUCAAACAAUUUUAAAAAAAGAACUUGAUAUAGCAACCGCUAGGGAUGUAUGUUGUACCCUCCGUCAUACAAAUGUCUGUGAGUGUGACAAAUUUUGUGGUGAGUUAACUUGUCCCGAUUGAAAAAAAUUUAAUUGUUGCCAUUCGAGCCAUGCUCUUUCUUGAUGUAGUAGUUAUUCGGAAGUUGUCGUUUCUCCCGAUGUUAAAUUUUGAGCAUCGGAGAGGGGUAGGCCGAUAGUUUAGAAUUUACUUCCAGUUACUGUUAUUUUUGGAGUAGUCCUUUUGCUCUUGAUCAAAUUACUAACUUCAGACCAUGUUUUUUCAGAGUGCUCAGUGUCUUCACCAAAUCAAAAAGUGGACUGGACCCCAAGAGAGGUGAACGUGACCUUUGGACAGUAUAAAAACACCAGUCAUUGGUACGCGAACAUAUCUUGGACACCUUUGAAUGGUGAGUGAUUAAAGCUUCGAGAGAGUUGAACCCAUUUUAUUGAGUGUCAGUAAUAACUUCAGCAUCAAAGCGGCUUUCCUUUCUCUCGCGAUAUAAUUAGAGUGAAAAAAUUUCUCUACCUUCACCAAUCAGAUAAAAAAUUUAAAAGUAAAUUAAAGAUAAUAGAUUUCCCGCACUCCAGAGAGAGAACCUCAAGACUUAAAGAGAAAAUGAAGGUUCGUUUGCAUUGAAAUUUAAGUUUCAUUUUUUGAUAAAUUAUCUAGCUGCAAAUGCAGAAUAAUAUACUUAAUAUGAAUAUAUCUAUGUUAAGUUCCCUAAAAGCAAUUAUAACUUCAUGCGUUUUAUUUUUUAGUGAAAAAAGUUUUCCCUAAGCCUAGUUUUGAAUCAUGAGGGUUUAAUUAAUAUGCAAGUCCCCUUGCUUACGUAUGAAUUGCACUUAAAUUUUUCUUUUUCCUCGAUCAGACUCUUUUAGGGAUAUUUUUACGGAAAUGUAAUAUAGUAAAUAAUAUAUUUUUGUUAAGUAUGCAGCAUUUUCCCUAUGACCCCGUGUUGCAAAUUGGCUUCAGGGUAAGUCCCUAACGAAAAAGCAUGAUGACUCGUUGGAGUAACAAUUUUUCACUCUGCGAUUUUUUUUUUGUAGAAACUUAUGGAAACUGGUCUGGUAUCGUGGUUAAACUUGCAGUAAAAAAUGCCCACCCUGAAGUGAAAGGCUUAAAUCCAUCAACUUGUUCUCAGCAUCCGAAGGUAAGAUGCAAAGUUACGCGGAAAAUGUGGUUAAUCUUUCUUAAAGACUGACCUGAAUUUCGUUUACUUAUCAGGUGGAUUUAAUGAAUUUAACUUAGUUUUCUUUUCAAAACUAUCGCCUCGCAAGUUAAAGCUAGUUUUGCACAUCAGAAUGUUCCGGCCUCUUUGAAUGAUGUAAAGCUAGCAAGUCGCCCUAGUUAAAGUAACAAAACUUAGCCAAAUUCUUCAGAACCCUGAGGCUUUAGCAAUUGAUUUAAAGCUGUACCCAUAGUGUUUUGGGCACACUCAUCAAAUAAUCCAGCAUUGAUACAGAUUGAGAUCUGCAUGCUCUCCAACUGUACAAAAUGAGAGGAAAAAGAAAACUUCUCUUAGAGGUAUUAAAAGCCGUUUCUGGAAAAUCCACUGACCAUAGUAAACUUCUUUUCAUGUGGUCUAUGACGUGGUGGUCAGUAGCUUAUCAGUUGUGUUCUUUUUGUUUUUUCACCAUAAUUUCUCCUCUUUCUCUUUCUACAUUUUAGAAUCAAACAUUUCUUCAAGUUAAUCUCUCUUCCUAUGGAUAUCUUUUUCCAGAAACUAUUUAUCUAAGGGUAAGUGAGAGCACCCUCGAUUUAAAAUGUAUUUGCUACCGUGAGUUUAAUUAUUUUUGAACCAAAAACAGUUAGUGAGACGCUUCUCAUCAUGUUGUGGUUUCAUAUUUUAUUUCAAGAUUGUUGCUCUUCCUUACUCUCCAAAAGAGGACUCCUCAGAUGUACAGUCAUUUAAACCACGUAAGUUGUGCCGAUAACGAUAAAAAGCGUCCAGGAAGUCAACAUAGACACUCUUGUGUGAUAGCUCUUCCCCUAUAACACCCAAUAGCCAUACAUCAUUCAACAAAAAAGUAACCAGAACACUCAAAAUUAUCAGGUAGAGGCUUUUAUGUUAAUGUAACACCCAAUUCUCGUAACCUGUUUACAUGUAAAUGUGUUGCUGCCGGAGGGGAGAAUAACAGUCAGAUCUUGGGAGACAAAGGGGUAACUUCCCGUGUAAACUAUACACUAGGACUGAGGAUAUAAAAAUGAGGCGUAAAAUUAUUAUGUGCUUAGAUAAUAAUUUUCUUACCGUUUCGUCUUUUCUUCGUCAAAUUCAGGCAGAUAUUUGCCGUAAAACUCAGACAACUGUGCACCCUUUUAUUUGAUUCUGAUAAAUCAGUUGUAUAUUGACCACUGAACACGUUAAAGUUUAGCUGGCGCAGGCAAACCUCGAAACCACAAACUCAGUUCAGAUUUUCUGACGCCGAUUGGCUUUGGCAAUGUAUAACAUUCCAUAUACAUGGAUACGGUUGUCCGAGUUAAGCUCGCGAAGACAAACCUCAAAAUCACAAACUCAGUUCAGAUUUUCUGACAUUCCUUUUACAUGUAUAUUUAUGGUAUUCACGGUUUACUGAGUUUCAAAGAAGCUCACUCGAUUCAUACACUUUUUCCCCUCUGUUCACCCUUGGAGCCCUUAAAGUGACUGGUUUCUUUUUUUCACGUUUGAUUUCAAGUAAUUGUGAUGAAAAAGAAUAUUUCCUAUGUUCCGGCAUUCAGCACAUCAAUAUGAAAAUUCACUUAAUGGAGAGCGGAUAACAUGGAGACAGGAUGUCUCCAUAGAGGCAAUGAUUAUGGAAGAGAUCUCUGUCAAAUAGAAACAUUUUUGGAUAACCACUGCUGAAAAUGAAUUUCUUUAAAUGCAAGGAUAGAGGGAAAAGGUCCUUUGUUACAUGGACAGGGGUUCAUUUGUUAAAUUAUGUCAUUCUGGUGGUAUAAAAAAUAAUUCACAAUUUUUUUUCAUCAUUUCCGCCAUCAGGUUAAAGAUCAGCACGACUCUAGACUUUUUACUUCUAGAAAAAAUAAAUUGGUAGUAUACAUCAUUGUCUUGAUUCGGUCACUUGCUUAAGAAGCCAAAGCCGGUUGAGACUUGGAUUUAUGGUUUGUGAGACAGACACUUGUAAUCAUAUAUAACGUCUGAUAUACGACCCUUCCGAGUAACCUAAACACUACAAUUUGCCAAAGAGCUUUUAUCCAUGUCACUGCUUCAACGAUUUGGGUGAAAACUACAUGGUUAUUUUUCUUUUUUCCUAACAGCUGUUCCAACGUCACGCACGCUUGUAGAAGAUACGACAGCGGGUAAGAUAAGACAAGCUUUCAUUUGAGGGUCUUCGAAAAUCCAAAUUACUCACCGAUAUUGUUAGUAAGAUGUUUGUUGUGUAUUGUUAGGUCCAUCAAAAGUUUCGAAAAGAAAAAAAAGACAAUGGCAAUAAAAUAAUGCGAUUCUUAUGGACUAUCCAGGCUACUGCAGUUACUAACCGAACGAGAAAUUCAAAUGAAGAAUUUCGUGGUAAUCAUGCGCAUGUGUUUGUUUUGUGACAGAAAAGCGUGGUAGUCCUAUUUGUGAGAGUGAUCAAAGACGCUGUGACCUAGGUUUAUUUCAUAUCCUAUUUUCAUAAACGCUUGUUUAAUGUCUGUUUCUAGGUUUCCUACCCACAGUGUCAACAAACUCUUCAAAAUUCAGUAAGUUACGGUUCCUUUAUUAACAAACAGGAGAUAGUAAACAGAACUGAAAUAAUCUCUUUAAACGAAGAAUGCAAGCCAGGAGACUUGGUCCAGUAUAUAAAGUAUAGCCUCAAUAUGAAACUUGUCUGGCGAAAAUAGCAAACAAACAAAGUUUCCGUGAAUAGUGAAAGCAGGAAACAGGAAAAGCAUUUGUAUUGGAACCAACGUAAUCCACAUUUGGUAUUUGCAAACUGUAUAGAAGGAUGAGAUGUCGAUGGCUCAAUGUGUAAUUCACUAACCAACUCAAAGAAGGUUGUGAACCUUUUUUGUUAUUUUCUCGGCAAAUAAGCUCAAAUUACAUAACGUACUUUUCAUUAACCACCGAAAACUACCAUAUUUAGAGUAUGUGCCUUUCUGCAGGUUGUGUACGGCACGAGUUUGGAGAAUACGAGUGGCAUGCCAAAAACAUCAAUGGACGUUUUUCCAAACGAAGUAACGGAGAAUGGGUUGUCAACAUUUCGUGGACACCUUUUAAAAGUAAGUGAGUUUUAAUUCUGUGAUGUUUUACCAUAUAAGCUAAGCAAAAUUCAGUACUAUAACACUUGGCAGAUUGGCUGUAACUUGUUAGACUUGUAUUAUGUUAAACAUAUAUGUAUGAUUCCCAUAUGAUAUAUGGGAGUGACUGGUGUUUGAGCUACUGUUAUUUUGAGUGUUGAUUUUGCAUGAUUUAUGCCCCAGAAACCAUAUGAUUUUUACCCCGGUAUCUACGCCGAUAAAAGUAGAUAUGCGACUACGGAUGCGGCCAUUUUAAAUUUUGCUUAGCAACCUGGCCACUUAAAUUUGAGGUGAUAAAGUCUUGAUCCUCCUUGGCGAUAAAAUUGAACAAUAAGGAGAGGACGGCAAUGUCACUGAGUUGUUCUCCGUAUUGCUGCUUGCCUGAGAAGUAUUUUCGCACCCUUCUGUUCAAGAGCGAUCAUUGAAAGGGGGUAGACUAUCAGUCAGAGGGUGGUAAUAGACGAAAAAGCAAAAUUAAAUGGAAAGGGAACAAGGACGGUUAUGGAGGUAGUUGUUCAAAACUAAUCACAGAUGGGAUACUUAAACCGCCACACAGCUUCUCGUACGUGCUCGAGCGAUGCAAUGAUUCGAGAUAUUUUCCAAGUAUCAGUUAUUCUUUUAAUUGAGAUAACAACCCUUGCAACUUACUUGGGUAUCUUUUCUGUAGAUGCCUCUAUCAACUGGACUAGCUACUACAUUCAAAUGGGUAUCGGCGGAAAUGUCCCUAUAUUACAGUGUUUCAAAUUACCAAAGGUAUUCACUGAAAUUCCCUCAUUUUUAAUUCUUAAUUAGAUUUGUUUGAACUUAUGAGUAACAUUUGAUCGUAUAGUUUAAUCAUCCGAGUGAUGGUAGUACUGAGUAGGACUGUUGUCGAGUCCUGUUGUCGGAAGUCAUUAUCAAACUCGACUGUUGUUGAGUCUGAUGAUGACUUUCGCUGAGAUUGUAGACAUUGCCGCUGGUCAGCAUUACCGACAACAGUCAUUGUCAGGGCUGCUCUCGCCCGGACGAUCACACAACAAGAUCGAAUUGCCUUCUUGAAGUACAACACGACAUAACAUGAAUAGUAAAGUAAAUUCGUACUAGCAUACAUUCCUUGUAGCUUAAAUUUUUGAUACUGCAAACCUGUUUCGAUUAUGAAAAAAACUUGAACGUUUUCAACUUAGGUACAGGAGACAAGCUUAUUUAGCUGAGAUCAUUAGUUUAUUGCAAACGAAACAAAUUUUUAAUUUUGGUACAUGUUUUGAAUCAGCUCCUAAUAUUGAAAUUCGAAACGUAUUUCAUUCAGAACCAGACACAUUUCAUCUUGGAUUAUGCCACUUAUGGUUGGAAAUAUCCUGAGCGAAUUGACGUCGCGGUAAGUGACGAUAGCGACUUUAUCUUAUUAUCUUGUAAGUAUCAAUUUGAUUUGGUGACAACCGACUGACAAGAAAAGCUUCCUCAUUGUCCCUUUACAUCCCAAUAUCAAUACAAACAACUCCAUGCAUGCAUAUUCUCCAUACUGUUCUCUAUACAUUUUCCAAGGUGCUAACAAGGAGAACGUGUCUCACAAUCAAGAACUUCUUGAGUUGGUGAUCAUUUCCUUUAUUCUUGUGACCUUAAUGUUUGAUUUAGGAGUGAUUUUGUGGGGAGAAAUUAAAUGCUGGUCGCUCUUAGGGGUCAAAGUGUUAAAGUACAGUGUAUAUUUGGGGGCGUCAGUCAUUUGACUCGAAGCGUAUUUGGCAACCAAGGUUCAAAAGAGGUUCCUCUUACUUUUGUUCGUCAUCGUUAAAUUUUCGUAGUCCUCCAUUGGUUCUGUUAUGGUAUUUUCAUGUGAAGAAGUUUUAGAACGAUAUUUGAUUCAUUUGACAAAAGGUCCGGAGAUAUUCUGAAAUUGCUCAGAAGGUCCACAGCCACGGAUGAUGAUCUGUGGCUGUGAAUUUUUUUAACUCUAUGGCGCUCUCUUUUUUUACUUAUUACAUCCUCAUAUUGCUAAGGCGAAAAUCAACAUUUAGCCACGUGAUUUUUGAAAGACUUCAUCACUUUCAUUUGGCUGACAUGACAGCUAUUGACGAAACGCAGCCCCUACCGUCUCCCCCUCUUAGGUUCAAAUAUGAAACAUAGAAGGAAGGAACAAGCAUAAUAAAGAAUUUUUGGAGAGUUCUCUGUAGGAUUUAGUCAACAGAAACUUCUGAAUCCAAAAUCUUUCCCUUGUGCCUAGGUGACUGCCUAUCCAUUCCCCGAACAUCCAGUUAUGUAUACAAUGUCUCAUAUUGCUCGAAAAAAAGGUGAGAUGCAUAAUUUUCAACACAAUGAUAAUGUUCAGUUUUAAGUGAUAAUGAUAACAACAAUAAUGAUAAUAAUAAUAAAAAUAAGGAUACUAUUAUUAAUACUAGUAACGCUACUGAUGAUAAUAAUUAAGUAGUAAUGUACAUGAAAAAUUCACGCGCUUCCGAUUGGCUGAAAACGAGUGCAUUCUCAUGUUACACGAGUAGUGCAAGUUACAAUAGCGCGCACACUUUCAAAAUGUCGUCUGUCUUGACUUUCUGUGAUGUUGUUUCAUUAAGAAGUAAUAACAAGAUUCCUCUCGCACUUUGGCGUGAUAAGCACUUCUAAAUUUUUCAAAGACUACAAAUUGCACUCGUCUUACGGAACCGUGCAAUUUUACUGUCUUUGAAAUAUUUACUCGUGCUUAUUAAUACCCAUUGCACUAGAAAUCAUGUUAUUACCUAUACUAAUAAUAAGGCAACGACAAUAGCAAAGGCAAUGGUAAAGGCAAUGUCGGAGACAGUUACAGUGACAGUGACAAGGACGAUUAUGAUAAUCACAACAUUGAUGUUAAAAAAUUUGUAACAAUAGUGAGAAUGAUGAGAUGAAAAGUAAGACAAAGUGACAAUCAUUACAGAAAUAACUUUGUUUUGAAUAAGUAAGCGUUAACAAUUACGGUAAUGUGGUAGAAUUAUAUUGAGUAUAUCAGUACUCUCAGUAUUUCAUGUCAAAGUGAAUGUGGACAGACGGACAAACAGUCUGGAAGUCCUGAUCUACUCAAUUUUCUGUUGAACACUGACGAGGUCAUAGAAGGGCUGACGUUCUUGAAUAUUCUGGAGUUGCAACAUUGUAAAUAUCAGAAGAAUGUUGGAUUCAUUUGCGGUGGCGUCGAAAGUAAUCCGAGAUUCCAUUGGUUUUGCAUCCCUUUGCCCUGUAAUUUGCCAAAAAACUCGCUUGAACAUCUGAGCCAAUCGGAUGCAAAGCUAAUCACGACGCAGUCAUCCAUGUUUUCAGAACCUCAGGCGGCUUGAUUUAAGUUACUCCGACCUUUCAUUGGCUCUUCGUGUUACUUACUCUUGUUUUGAAUUGAUUAUCCGUUUUGGUUAUUUUGUUUUGGUUGAGAUUCUCAAUCUGAAAUUUACCCCAGAAAUUGCAAACAAUUGCAAACGUACAGUGUAGCUCAGGAUCGAGAGAGACAAAGGCAGGACAUUUCAAGAAAUCAAUUCCCCUCUCUCCCUCUCUCCCUCAGUCUUAUCCCCCGCAGCAUCACAAUAUAAUGAAUUAUGGGCGAUGCAGUUGUCCCUAUUUUAGAGGAUAAUGCUAUGGCAACGAAAGAAUCUAAAAAGUAACUACUUUAGCAGUAGUAGCUUGCCAAAUAUUAACCGGUUAUGUCAAAUUUGAAACUGUAUUAACCGACAUGAGGUCAAAUUGGUUUUACUCUAAUAGAAGUUUCUAUUCCGGCAACGACAGCAUCAUCGCCAAGUAAGUGUAGAUAAGUAACUUUGACGCAGUUGAUGCCCAUAGAAAAAAAAAGCCUUGAAAAACUAUGUUUCGUCUUUUAUAAAGGAGAAAUGUCUCCUGUCUCUUUAACCCCUAGAGGUAAUUCAUCUGUAAUAUAUUCCUCAAUGCAAUGGAUUCUCCAAAUACAAUUCAUAGUCCACAAAAGAAAUAUCAGCGAACCACUCACUAGAAUCUCUUGAGCUGUUGUUCCCUUGGAAAAUUGGUGAACUAAUCUCAUACAAGUGGAUAUCCUCUUAGCAAACAUUUACAUUGAUACACGAUUCUUCAACAGCUUCAAGAACACUUGAGGUUGUAUUUUCUUCCGUUGGAGGUACGUUUUUUCUUGGGCUGUUCGCUUUGGUGUUGUAUCGAAAAUGUCGUAAGCCGCCAUCUUCAGUUACCAGGGAGACUGUAAGAAGAGGUAAGGUCGAUACCUAAGCCGCAUCAUGCACUUAUCAUUCACUCUAAAAAAAAGCUGAAAUUUCUUAGGUGUUCAAAUUAUCUUACUGUUUCAGGAAAAAAACUAAAGCUAUAGCCCGGAAUCUCUCCAUAAUUAUUGUCCUAUAACAUUCACAUCCAAAAGCUUUUCAAGACGGACUUUCUCCGAUAACUUCCCAACAUUCAUGAUAUGCUUGAGUAUCUGCCUCGUUUGUGACGAGCUAGUUGCUAAUAAAUAUGGGAUAUUACCUCACCUGCAUGCAAAGAAUUAAUUUUGUCCUUAGUCCGAGUAACUUCGCCUAUGGACAAGAACCUGAAAAAACGUACGCGUAUUCGGGAUUUCUCUGGCCGGCUAAAAAGGAAAACGAGAACAAGAUAUACUUGGUUGCCUCAAGAGAGGAUAAAGCGCAUCCUCUCUUAGUUACUUUUAUCCUUUAUUUCGAUUGCCUCAUGAAGACUGCAAUAAUCACAAUCUUAAACAAUCAAAGACAGAAUAUUAACAAUAUUCAUUUUGUUUUCACAGCUUUUAAGUACCACGCAUUCAUAAUCUACAGCACGACAGAAUCUGAAUGGGUCAACAACGUCCUACUUUCGACGCUACAGAGCAACGGGUUUAGAUGCUGUAUACAUUGGAAAGAUUUUCAACCCGGCUCAGUGUUUGCUCAGAGCAUUGUUGAUAGUGUCCAUGAUAGCUACAAGAUCAUUGCUGUCGUAUCGGAGAGUUUUGUUCAAAAAGGCAUUUGCGAAUUUGAGAUAAACCACGCCAUAACACGAUUGAUGAACGAGGGCGAUGAUUGCUUGAUUAUAAUCAAAUACGACAAUGUGGAUCUCAAAGUCCAUUUGCCAUCUCUCUUGGAUAGGAGUUACAUUGACCUACCGAACGAAACUGACAGAUCGACAUGGGAGUCUAGGGUUGUAAGUGUUCUUCAAGAGGCAAUUAUCGAGGAGGAAGCCAGUGUUCACAGUGAAGAGCACUCCAACAAUAAUUACGAACAUGACGGAAAUUCUUCGAGUGAUGACAGUUCACAGGAGUUAACGUAUUACUGUCAGUCACGUGGGUUGAUCACCACCCAUGAAACGCAUAGCGCCUGUAGGAGCUAAAGGACCAUAAUUUACCUGAUCCCCCCCCCUAGACUUUGUAAUAUUCUUAGGAUCCUCCCCCUCCACCCCCCUCCCCUCAUUCGCCGUCAAUUUUCUGUCGUUCUCCCUGUUGUUGCAGUCUGAUUGGCUCUUGUCAGUGUGAUUUGUCCUACAGUCGCAUCAUUUUCUGAUCUUAAUCGAAAUUUUUUCCUAGCCACUAAAAAAGAACAACCAGUCCGAUUUCAAGUCUUAUCUAAAGUAACCAAUCAAAUUUUAGGAAACUGAAAGACAACGUUAGCAACUUUUUUUACACACCAGCCCAGUACUGGAUCAAUAAAAUAUAUGUACAGACUAAAAAGUCAUGUAUUUGAGCGACUGAAUUUUUUUUUUUCAAAGUAAAUGUAAUAAAGCGG